Messenger RNA from Platichthys flesus (European flounder), 1274 nucleotides. RefSeq names its product AP-1 complex subunit sigma-3-like. Gene Ontology annotation, molecular function: clathrin-cargo adaptor activity. Gene Ontology annotation, cellular component: membrane coat; AP-1 adaptor complex; intracellular membrane-bounded organelle. The transcript has 6 exons. Gene Ontology annotation, biological process: intracellular protein transport; vesicle-mediated transport. NCBI's taxonomy places the organism in Eukaryota, Metazoa, Chordata, Actinopteri, Pleuronectiformes, Pleuronectidae. Bases 151 to 627 code for a protein of 158 amino acids. The record is from RefSeq and is a predicted model, not a curated record.
AACCUCUGCUGGUGCCUGGAGUGGACGACGCGUAGACAUGUUGCUGAGUCCGGACCCUUCGACCCUUUCCUGAGGGUUCAAGAGUUGAUUUUAAUUAGUUUUUUAUAAUUCUUUUACUGUCGCGUGCGGGUUUGAACCGCGACGUCAACAAUGAUGCGCUUCCUGCUGCUCUUCAGUCGCCAGGGGAAGCUGCGUCUGCAGAAGUGGUUCACAACCGUUUCAGAGCGAGAGAAGAGGAAGAUCAUCAGGGACAUGACCACCAUGGUGUUGGCACGGCAACCCCGCUCCUGUAACUUCAUACACUGGAAAGACCAAAAAAUCAUUUACAAGAGGUAUGCCAGCUUGUAUUUCUGCUUGGCCAUAGACAAUGAUGAGAAUGAGCUGCUAGCCCUGGAGGUUAUUCAUCGUUAUGUGGAGCUGCUGGACAAGUACUUUGGCAAUGUGUGUGAGCUGGACUUAAUCUUUAACUUUGAGAAGGCCUAUUUUAUCCUGGAUGAGUUCCUAAUUGGCGGUGAGAUACAAGAAACCUCCAAACAGAUUGUGAAUCGCUGUAUCGAAGCCUCGGACAUGCUGCAGGAGGAUGACAGCAGUGAGUGGUUUGAGGUGGAGCUGUUUGGAUCACCUUGAAUAUGGACAGAAAGACCAUGGAGGAGUAUAUGAGCAAACCUGCAUUUUAAAUCGUGGAAAAGGGACAUAAAUGGGGGAGGACUACAGGAAGCAAGUGUACUUUACACGAGUCAAAGAAGAUUCUGAAUAUGGAAAACGGGAUCACCUUUGAUUGUACUGCGGAUUUUCAAAGGGAAAAGUUGCCGUCUCGAAUGUCUGAUCCUGCUCUAAGCACCGCGGCAAUAUAACCUGAUUUGAGAGUAAGUGUGUUUGUUCAUAGAAAUUCAUUCAAGUGAAGGAAGGGGGUCGGGGAGUAAAGCUUUUUUUAUUGAUUGCUAUCAUUAAAAAGCGAAUGAAGUAGUAAUACAGGUCCAGGGAUAUUGGAUAUCUUUGUUCCAAAAACUCUAUUUGGACUGUUUGCCUGAAAAUUAUGCAGAAUUUCUGUGAAGUUAAAAAUAAAAAAAUGUACUUUAGCAAAUAACAAAUUAUGAAUGAAAGUAGUUAUAUGUUUGAGAUUGUUUUUACUCUGUAUAAAUAUUAAUAUGUGGGAUCAUUGGUGUUGAAAAAGAGCAGUUGCUCGUGUGGGUGUGAACAUCACUGUUUUUCAUGAUGUGAAAUGUAUAAUAUCGGAUCUUAAGAUUAAAAUAAAUAUGUAUUUUGAUAAAAUA